Molecule: messenger RNA, 763 nt
Organism: Penaeus indicus
Lineage: Eukaryota; Metazoa; Arthropoda; Malacostraca; Decapoda; Penaeidae
Product: C-type lectin domain family 10 member A-like
Exons: 7
Coding region: 125-763 (212 amino acids)
Molecular function (GO): signaling receptor activity
Source: RefSeq, a predicted model, not a curated record
ACGCAGAUCCUCGCAAGUGAACUGAGUGCCGCAGUUGAGCUCCUUCCACAAAAGAUGCGUGUGGUUGUAUCAAUCUUUUGGAUGGUGGCAGGGACGGCGUGGGCACUGGGGGAAAACAACUACGAUGAACAUUUUCCUCCUCUUCAGCCAUAACUGCACUCAGGGUCUCACAGAUCUUCUCUUGCUGCGCCAAGAAGUCCUGCUGAAAGAACUGAAGCAGGCCGAGCAAGUGUCUGUAGGAAUCUUGAGGGAGAUAGCGGACAUCUUGACUGACAAAAAAAAUUCCUUCACGUCUGGAGAAGUAUCCUGUCCUGGUAACUUCAGAAAAUGCGGCGACACUUGUUUGUAUCUUGCCUUAGACACCGGAGUGAGUUGGGAAGCCGCUCGAGUUUUUUGUCAAGGCCUGGGAGGAGAUUUGGCCGUGUUUCGAGACGCCAAUGAAUUCGCAGAGGCUCUCAAAUACGUCAAAAGUUCGGUCGCUGUAAAGGGAACGCCUGUGUGGGUGGGCGGAACAGACCGCAUAGAAGAGGGGGAAUGGAGGUGGGUCUCUGGGGAAGACAUGCCGAGAGGAACGCCCUUUUGGGGAGAUUAUAACUACGUACGCGAACCAGCUGAAGGCACAUCGGGGAACUGCGCCGCCCUGUAUGGCCCUGAUGGUUUCUUGAUACAUGAUGGUGUUUGUCAAAAUCCAUACAAGCCCCUCUUAUGGUUUGCAAUUUUAAGGAUAAGUCAGAUAUCGGAAGCUGAGUCUCACCCGGGCUAA